Neoarius graeffei (lesser salmon catfish) is the source of this 1470-nucleotide messenger RNA. Its product is annotated as paraneoplastic antigen Ma1 homolog. The record is from RefSeq and is a predicted model, not a curated record. Bases 1 to 1470 code for a protein of 489 amino acids. Gene Ontology annotation, molecular function: nucleic acid binding; zinc ion binding. Lineage: Eukaryota; Metazoa; Chordata; Actinopteri; Siluriformes; Ariidae. The transcript has a single exon.
AUGGACCUUAGUCAGGCUGUUGAGUGGAGCCGUGAGGAGAAUGUGGAGUUGUGUCAUGCCAUUUUACUUAGCAGAGUGCCAUUGGAGGCCACUGAUGAUGUGGUUAGCCGUGUGCUCAGCACAGUUAAGGUUCUGGGUAGGACCCGGAUACGCGGUCGGCGUGGUGACAAGACUGGUAGGCACCUGUACAUUUUAGUCGAGACUUCUGCUGAGUUGGAUCAGAGCUCUGUCCCUCCUGAAGUGGGAAUUGUAGGUGAGGCAGGUCCAUGGGCUGUUCAUGUAGUGAGUAGUUUGCUGCCUGCUAGUCCUGUUCUUGAAAGUGAUGGAUUCGAAGCCAAGCUAUUUUCAUUAUUACAGCAGGAAGGCAAGUCUAUGGGUGAUGUGAAGGCUGUUUUGGGCACGCAGCCUCCUAAACCUGAUGUCAGCAUGGAUCUUGUGAAUGCCAUAGGCCAGCUCGUUGAUCGCUGUAACCAGGCAUCUGUUGAUGUGCCUGGCUAUAGAAAACUGAGGCUGUUUUCCGGUUUACGGCCCGUUCCCCCAGGCGAGGAAGAAUAUGAGGCCUGGAUGGAGCAGGCUACUCAGAUGAUUACUGAGUGGCAGUGCAGUGAUGCUGCUAAGCGACAGCGCAUUGUUGAGAGUUUGCGUGGGCCUGCUGCGGAUAUAGUAAGGUUUUUGAAAGUCAGUAGCCCAUCUGCUACUGCUACUGAUUACUUAACCGCUCUUGACACUACUUAUGGAUCGACUGAGAGUGGGGCAGACCUUAUGGCAUCGUUUCGCCAUACUUUUCAAGAAGAUGGUGAGAAACUUUCUGCUUUCUUGUAUCGCUUGGACAAGCUUCUCCACCGUGCUCUUUUGAGAGGAGGGAUUGAAGCUGCAGGCCUGAAUCGUGCACGUCUGGAGCAGUUGUUCAAGGGUGCUCUCACCACUGACAUUGUGGCUUUACGUGUGCGACUUCUGCACACUUUGCAAGCUCCGCCUUCUUUUUCCCAGUUAAUGCGAAAUGUGAGAGAGGAAGAGCACUGGGUAAGUGCAAGGGAGAGUGCAAAGGUUUCUGUGGCCUCAUCUACAUUUUGCCAGGUUCCUGUGACUGCUGCUGUCGCUCUUCCUCAUGUGCCUGUUACUCCCCUGGCGUCUGAGGUUGACAGUCUGAGGAAAGAGGUCAAGGAGCUGACGUCUUUAGUAACUAAACUUUUGACUGCUACUACCGUGGCUCCUGAAAAUCCUCAAGUCUCACAGUUUGGUGUAAGCCACAGCACAGAAACCACAGCCCCAGCUGUUCCCACAAGGGCUGUUUCUUCGAACCUGCCGAAGUCUACGACAUCCUCUUCUGUUCCUGCCAUUUUUUGCUACAAGUGUGGAGAAGACGGCCACACCAAGCGAGAGUGCACACGUCCUGAGAACUUGAGGGUAGUGAAUCAGAAGCUGCUUAAGAGGGUCAUGCAGCAGGGAAACUUCCCCGGAGCUCAGUGA